UUUGGAUACAAAUUAUGGCAAAAUUUAGCUGACGAGAAGCUAGAGCUGCCAUUUUUGGUAGUAGAGUCUCCCAAAAAGCAUUCUUAGUCUUCCUAGCAAUAGCCAUGAUGACUUCGAUGGCUCAAGAGACUAUCAACCAUAUCCCUUUGAAAGCUGAUGGAACUGAGAUAGAAAAUUCUAUUGAAGGGAGAGGAGCACAUCAUUACAAAGUUAAGAUUGACCAGAAUUAUGAGCAUGGCAUGGACUUAGUACUGAGUGUGAGAGCAACAGGAGCUAAAUCCGACCCUGAUUUAUUCAUAUCUACAACUGAGGAGGCACCUACAUCAAGAGCAAGCAGUGAGUAUUCAUGCUCUACGGUUGGAGAUGAUAUUUGAACAAUUCCUUCAUCAGCAAUAUCACCAGGGACAGUGUUCUACGUGACGACCAAUUGUUACAAAGCUUGAGGAUACACUAUUAGUGCUGAUCUAUUAAAAGAGGUGCCGAUCGGGAUUAAGAAGGACCACUUCAUAAUCGCUAAAUCGGGCGAGAAAAGAAUUUUUACUUUCAAAAAUACUCAUGAAGGUGUAAAAGAUAUCUACAUAAUAGCUCAGACAAUUGAUUCUGCUGCUCGUAUGAGGAUGUACGUGAAGGAUGGAGAGGAAAGUGUUCCCACUACUAAUGAUAUGUCAUCCUCAGAUGUCUGGAAAGACGGAAUUGUCUUAAAGAUAACCAACUUUACAGCUGUUAAAGUUCAGCAGGAUCAAACCUACAAAAUCCUUUUCGAAGCAGAUGAAGACCUCUCAGCUACCUUGAGGGUAGACCUAGUGUAUAAAGACAGAGAAAUCUUUGAAGGGAAAACCUAUGAAGACUUCCUCUACCAUAGGGAUAGUUCAUGCUAUAAGUACAAGGUAAAGAGUACUGAUAAAACUUUAAGAAUUGGAGUGUAUUCUUUUUCAGGAAAUCCUGACAUUUAUGCAACUUCCGAAAUUGGAGACCUUAAUAAUCUGGAGAAAUAUGACUUCAAGUCGACAGAGCCCUCUGAUGAUGUACUUGUUAUUACUCCAGAAGACAGGAAGCAAGUUGGUCAGAUGAAAGGAUGGUACUAUAUCUGCGUAACCGGCCAUGGCUUGACAAGUUACAGACUCAGAGUUGCUGAAUCUAACCAAGAGUAUUUUCUUGAGGAUGGAAUUGCUGAGACAAAUGAAAUAAAAACAGACCAGGAUAUGACCUUCUACUACACUGAUGACUCUUUGGUCAGAGACCUGAAUAUCACUUUUAUUUUAUCAACUCAUGGAGGACCAAUCCCAAAGAUGUAUGUCAAGUUCUGUGGAAGGAAGACCGAAGAGCAAUGAAAGAUUUUUAACAAAGAUGACUUCGAAGUGCAAAAAUCUACUCUUGCCCAUGGAGAACAAUACUCCUUCAUUACUCAUCAUGGUAAAAAUUGUGGAAGUGGGAAUAAUGACAAUGAAACUCCUUGCAUGUAUGCUAUCCUAGUGAGCUCUCCAAAGACAAUGAUGGAAAAAGUGUCUCAUUUCUCUCUUGUUGCUCAUCACAAUGAAACAUCCCAUCUGAGAUUAAGAGAGGGCAUUGCAAUGGAAAAUAUCGUGGAAAACCACCAGUUCAAAUACUUUAGAUUUAUUCAAAGAGAUUCUUCUGUGACUAAUGUCACAUUCACUCUGAAGAGCCACCAUGGAGAUGCAGACAUGUACGUGUCCACUGUUGAUAAGUACCCAGAUGGGGACCAUUUUGAGAAGAAAUCAGAGCGUAGCAGCAGAUUUGCAGAUGAAGUCACUUUCAGCAAGACUCAGGGAAAGGGAUCUCUUCUUGGUGUUUAUUACAUCGGAGUCAAAGGAUUAGAGUAUACGUCUUUCAGCCUUAGAGCAUCCCUCAAAAGAGAAGGAGAGGAAGAAGAUAAAAAGACAAUAGUUCCAAUUUUAUUGAGAGAAGGAGUCACUCAUAAUGAGUUUUUGCAUGGAGAAAAUGACUCAAAAUACUUUAGGUUCAAGACUUCGAUGGAUGAGAAUUCUUUAGCUGACAUAAGGAUCACUCUAACAGCAUCAUCUGGAGAUUAUUCGUAUUAUGUAAAAUCUGGGUCUCUUCCAAAACCAACUUAUUAUGACUAUGCUUCUCUCGAUGGUAGUGAUAUUAUGAUGAAGAAAACUGAUGAGAAAUUUAAACCAAAAGGGAUAAAAUACAUCCUAGUCGUCCCUAAUCAUAAGGUUGGUCCAUUCCCUCAGAGAGGUAGAUUCUCAAUUAAAUACUCCACUGGCCAUGGUCUUCAACCCAUAAAGCAGAAUACUCCUGUACACGGCACUGUUAAAAUUGGGGAGUAUGAUUACUUCAGGUAUCAUUCUUUGACAAAAGUUGACCAAUUGACAGUCUCAUUAACUCCGCUUUCAGGGGAGUCUGAUCUUGUAGUCUCGACAGAUCCUUCAAAUGAUUCCCCAACUAUGAAGAAUAGUAGCUAUCAUUCUUCGAAGGUCGGCAAAGACUCUAUAUUAAUCGACGGAAGAGACUUGUUUGAGUCUAAUCCAUCUUGUGAUCCUAAAGAAACAGCCAGAACAGGAGAAAACCCAUGAGAAAUCUACAUUGGAGUUUACUGUGCUGAUAGCACUUACUCUAUCAAUGAAAGAGCAAAAGAUUCUUGUUCCUUCUCUCUCAAGGUUUACUCAAAUAAAGGAGCAGGUCACCUCCUUCAUGAUGGGACUCCUCAGAAAGAUCAUGUGAAAGAGACAGAGAUCAUGACUUAUUAUAUGCCUCUUGAUAAGAGUAAAGAAAACCUAUAUAUCACAGCAAAUGCUGAGGUUGGAGAUAUCAAGCUGUAUGCUAUAUUUGCUGAUCACUCUACAAACGCUUUCAAGGUGCUCAAGCCCUCUACUGAUGACUAUGUGAAGGCUAGCACUGAUGUUGGUCAUUCUCAGAUGAUCCAUUUCACAAGAAAAGAAGUUAAGAAAGAUUGUGAAGACUUUGAAGAAUGCAUGGUUGUCAUUUCUGUUGAAGGAAAAGGAAGUGUACAAUUCAAUGAAUACUCCAUUACUGCUUAUAACCAUCUAAGGAGACUGAUACCUAAUUCACCAACAUAUGCAGUCAUUAACAAGGGCCAGAUGGGAUACUUCACCUAUAAGUCAUACUGUGAAGAUUGCACUAUAUUCUUAUCAGCUGCUACUUUUGCUAUUGACUCAGAUAUAGAUAUGUAUCUAAAUAUUGGAUCUGAUAAAGAUCUGCCAACUCCUGAUAGCUAUGAUAUCAAAAGAGAUGAAUGGUUUACUGAACAUAUUGAAUUAGAUUCCCAGAGCGAAUACUUUAAAAAGAAGGGUAUCGAAACUAUGCAGAAUACCAUCCUGAUCGGUAUCUACGCUAAAGAAGAUUCAAUAGUCUAUGUCGAUGCUGAAGAAAGCAAGGGAAAAGUCAAGAGUCUUACUCAUGGCAAAGGGGUCCUUAUUGACCAGAAAGGAAAUGAAUUAAGGAUGUUCCAGUAUAUUCAUAAAGGUGAUGAUAGUCUUAAAUUUGAACUCACAGGACUGCACGGAGAAGUUGUCAUGAGGGUUAAUUGUUAUGACCCCCAUCAACUUGACUCUCCAAUGAAUGCAUACAUACCUACAGAUGAUAAGACUUCAAAAUGGCGCGUAAACUCAAUGGAGAAAACUGCGAUUACCAUUGAAAAUGAGGAUGAGAAUUAUUGCAAGAAUGGAGUUUAUCUAGCUACAGUCAAUUCAAACCCUCAGGGAGCUAAAUAUACAAUAGAAGUACAAAAAGGAGAGACCUUCAUUACUAAAACACUCAAGAUUGGUGUUCCAGUAAAAGAUCAGAUAGCUUUUGAUCAUGAAAAGCAAUACAUGUUCGUACUUGACAAGAAGAAGCCUUUUAGGAUCACAUCUUCUAUCUAUGCAGGAAAAAUCAGCUUUAUGAUUGGAGAUAAAAAGGACUUCAAAAGCCCGAUCAUGACAUCUAAAGACGGACAGAUAGUAGUUGAUGAUGUAGACAUCGGAUAUUUCAAAGCCAGAGAAAACAUAUACGUGAGAGUUAAAGGAGACUUCGAUCACUCAGAGUUUAUUUUAGUUGCAACCCAUGAUGACUCUUAUUCCAUAAUUGCAGAUGGGUACACCCAGACCUACACCAUUGACAUGGAUAAUAAGGAUGGGUUGAAGCUUAUGUAUUAUCCCCCAAAUAUCGAUCAUGAAUUAAAGAUCCAAGUGAAUGGAUUCACAGAUUCAGCAUUCUUUUAUGUAGGCUAUAAGAAAGAAUAUUUGCGUGAUAUCAGAAGAGAUCAUUUAUCUUUCCCGAAUCAGGAUCUGAGCAAAGUUUCAGAUUGGCUCAAAAAGAAUUGGAACCCAUCUGAAAGGACUUAUGUAAAGCAGGAAACUAUAAAAAGUGACCAUGAUAACCCUCAUGUGAUUCUUUUAGUGAUAAUCCCAGAAAAUGUAGAUAAGGAGAACCUGAAAGAUCAUGAUAGUGUCCAAGUCUCAGUGAACAUAAAUUCACAUAAGAUGAAUAUCUUAGCUGCUAAUAUUCCUCAAGAAGUUACCCUAUCUACAGAGAUUGAUGAUUAUUCCUACUUUAAAUUCUUUGUAAACGGAAGAAAAGAUAUUGAAAUUAACUUGACUCCAUGUAUGUGCAUGACAGAGAUGUUCAUCUUCAAGAGUUAUGAAAAUGCAGUUCAUCAUUCAGGCUCGAUCCAGAGAAGUAGUACGAUGGUUAACGGCAUAAAAUCUGUGAUUCUUACCCAAGCUUCUGGGCCUUACUUUGUGAAGGUUAAGAGUGACCCGCUGAAGGAAUGGGAAGAAAGUAGGAAUUCUGUUGAGUAUUGUGCGUUCCAGAUGGUUUUUUAUGAUCUCGAUCAUCCUAAUUCGAAGUACAGCCUGAGGAACUAUUACCCUCAGGAUGAAGGUAGAAUCGAGUAUGAUUGGCCUCAACAUGCUCACCUGCAUCUUAAAUGGGGUCAUAUACUCAAGGAAGGAAAGUUUAGCACUGAAGAGUUCUUAACAAUCGGAACAAUGCUGGCCUUUAAGGAAAGAAGCAUAUUCACAAACUCACUCUGUGGACUCAGACAUCAUAGGGCAAGACAUGAACCACUGUAUGAAGAGUUUGGACUAUACAACCAGGAAAAGACUUUUGACCUUAAUCAAUACCCUGCUAUUGAAAAUGAGAGAUACGUCACAUUCUACUUCUAUGCGUCUGUAAAUAGAGAUAAGGCUGCAGUGUUAUUCCAGCCUUUAACAGUCUCUAUAAAUGUAGGCUGGCUAGGAGGAGUCCCAUGGUUUAUAAUAUUCUUUGCUAUGCUUAUUAUAGCAGCUCUCGCUUAUGCUGUCUAUUACUAUAAGAAUAAGGCCGAUACUACUCAAGGCAAGCUUGACUAUGAAAUGAACGAUAUUCGUAAUGUUGCUAGAGUUCCAUAUGCUGAUGAUACAGCAGAGAAUAGAAGCUUGACUUAGAGAAGACAUCCUAAAAAUUUAGAAGGGAUUAUUCA
Molecule: messenger RNA, 5446 nt
Organism: Moneuplotes crassus
Lineage: Eukaryota; Ciliophora; Spirotrichea; Euplotida; Euplotidae
Source: the annotation of a GenBank genome assembly